AUGACUCUGAAUGACAGAAACAUCCUGGAGCCAUCAACUUGCAGGCAUGAAAUACGGUGCGAUGGAACAACAAUUGAAACCGUAGUUACUAACGAAGAAAACAUCGUUGAACAGUGGGUUUCAUCAGUAUAUGUUGGAAAACAACGAGUUGUUGGUCUCGACACAGAAUGGAUGAAUGUUCAGAAGGCUUCCACGAAGAAGGCUACGAUGAAAGUCGCAAUUUUGCAACUUUGCGUUGAAGAUAAGUGUUUGAUCGUUCAACUGUUCUGCAUGAACAAUAUGCCUUCUUCUCUGCAGAGUUUUUUGAUGGACUCUUCGUUUGAAUUUGUUGGGGUUGGAGUGAUGAAUGACAUUGAUAUGCUUAAGAAGAACUAUGGGUUGGAUUGCAAUACAGGCACAGAUUUGGUUAAAUUUGCUAAGAAAAAAUGGCCUGAAAAGAUCACUUCUGGGUCAUUGAAAUAUCUGGCGAAGGAGUUGGUGGGUCUUGAAAUGGAGAAGUCAAAAGCUGUUGUUACAAGUGAUUGGAAAGCAAAAGAGUUGAAUGAAGCACAGGUUCAAUAUGCAUGCAUUGAUGCUUAUGCUUCUUUCAAGAUUGGUAAAAUGGUGUUAUCAGAUGAACAUUCAUGA
This is a messenger RNA of Vigna unguiculata (cowpea), 627 nucleotides long. RefSeq names its product 3'-5' exonuclease-like. Gene Ontology annotation, cellular component: cytoplasm; nucleus. The record is from RefSeq and is a predicted model, not a curated record. Gene Ontology annotation, molecular function: 3'-5' exonuclease activity; nucleic acid binding. NCBI's taxonomy places the organism in Eukaryota, Viridiplantae, Streptophyta, Magnoliopsida, Fabales, Fabaceae. Gene Ontology annotation, biological process: nucleobase-containing compound metabolic process.